This is a messenger RNA of Cucurbitaria berberidis CBS 394.84, 949 nucleotides long. RefSeq lists its product as uncharacterized. Bases 308 to 481 code for a protein of 57 amino acids. The record is from RefSeq and is a predicted model, not a curated record. Lineage: Eukaryota; Fungi; Ascomycota; Dothideomycetes; Pleosporales; Cucurbitariaceae. The transcript has 2 exons.
CGGCGCUACAGUAAGAGUUGUCUUCUCGAGAUCGGGAGAGUGUAGGCGCCACAAGCGUGCCGUGCUGUAGCAGGGGCUCCUAGUGUUGUAACGCUGCUGAGGAAGCUGGUACAUAUAUAAAGAGACGCCUAUCCACUGAUCGGGAGGAGCAUCAUCCCGCUCGCUCCCGUAUAGCAGUAUAUCCAGUCCAUCUCUUCAACGUUCCUUUAAUCCACACACGCACACACGCACACGCACACGCACAUAGAUAGCCCCGCUCCCUCUUCGACUAUCGACGCUUGUCAUUCUGCUUCUCGAAACCACUGUCAUGUGCCAACACACUCCAGUCGACAAAAUCGUCAUUCCUUAUAUGAACGAGGUUGAGGGCAUCAGCACCAUGCCGGUACCUGGUCGUCGUUGCCCUGCCUGUCUCGAACGCGGAGACACUGUGUGGGUCAUUCCUGGCAAGUGCUGCCCACAGUGCGGUACUCCAGUCAACUAGACUGGUGCUUCGGUACGUUUGGAUGGUACAGGGUCCUAGUCUGACAGCCUCGUUGACAUUCAAUGAAGGACUGACACUGCUUUCGAACUCGAUACCUCCCUGGCUUUCCGGCGUAGAAUGGGAUACUUAGAAAAGAGCUGCUGCAUCUUGAGCUUGGGAUUAUUGUCUGCAUUUGCUGGAGUUCAGUUUGUCGAUAUCUGAGGAUAUCUUUAUUUUUGUAAACCUCGGUCCAGUCUAAUAGGCAAAUGUAAACUUGUGACUUGCUGCGAUGCGUUCGAUUUUACGUUCAACUCUUUCCGCGGGAUCGUUUUCGAAUUGAUGUUGCUGCACCAGUGUAUAUGUCAUCUGCUCAAGCUCUAUAAGCUGAUUAAGGUAGUAGGUCCUCGAGCUGCAAUGAGUCCUUCGAAAGAGUGAAUGCUCAUGAGAAAUUGUGUUUCAGGUGUCAACUAAGCAUCCGGGAACGAGGAG